UCACAUGACUUCCUCCGCGACCUAGCAUUGUUAGCAAGAAAUGGCAGCAUUUUUACAGUGGAGGCGAUUUGUCUUUUUUGAUAAAGAGACAGUAAAAGAUGCUGGAGAUAAUGGGAAGAACUUCGUACUCCCCGUUGGAAUCUCGGCGUGUGAUUCGGGCAGAGGACACAUUGUUAUUGGAGAUAUGGAUGGUCAGAUCUGGUUUUUGACACGCUCCCUGCAGUUGACUUCCUUCCAGGCAUAUAAACUUCGUGUGACACACCUUUAUCAGCUUAAGCAGCACAGCAUUCUGGUCUCAGUUGGACAGGAUGAGCCAGGAAUAAACCCAUUGGUCAAAGUAUGGAACCUGGACAAGCGAGACAGCGGGAAUCCUUUGUGUACCAGAAUAUUUCCAGCUAUUCCUGGGAACAAGCCAACAGAAGUUUCUUGUUUAAGUGUACAUGAGAACCUCAACUUCAUGGCCAUUGGAUUCACAGAUGGAAGUGUGGUGUUGACCAAGGGUGACAUUACCAGGGACAGGCAUAGUAAAACCUUAACUCUGCACGAGGGCACCUGUCCCAUUACAGGCCUAGCUUUCCGUCAAGCAAGCAAGGUGACUAACCUGUUUGUGGCCACUUUGGAAAAAGUUCAUUGCUACACUCUGUCGGUCAAGGAGUACCCCAAAUUAGAGCUGGAUACACAUGGCUGUGCAUUGCGUUGCUCCUCCCUCACCGACCCCUCCCAGGACUCACAGUUUAUAGUAGCAGGUGAUGAGUGUGUGUACCUGUACCAGCCUGAUGAGAGAGGGCCCUGCUUUGCUUUUGACGGCCACAAGAUAAUGGCCCACUGGCACAGAGGCUACCUCCUACUACUCACCAGAGACACCAAGUCACCCAACAAGCCUGGAUUUGGGAGCAGAGAGACAUCUCCAUCUGAGAAACAAAUCCUGAGCAUUUACGACCUAGACAACAAGUUCAUUGCUUACAGUGCUUCUUUUGAAGACAUCAUCGAUGUGCUGGCAGAGUGGGGUUCUUUCUAUAUCCUGACUAGAGACGGCAAGAUGUUUGUGCUGCAGGAGAAAGAUACUCAAACCAAACUAGAGAUGCUCUUUAAGAAGAACCUAUUUGUCAUGGCCAUCAACCUGGCUAAAAGCCAACACCUAGACAGUGACGGCUUGUCAGAGAUCUUCAGACAGUAUGGUGACCACCUCUACAACAAAGGAGACCACGACGGAGCUAUACAACAGUACAUCCGCACCAUUGGGAAAUUGGAGCCCUCGUACGUAAUUAGGAAGUUCCUAGAUGCCCAGAGGAUCCAUAAUUUGACAGCCUACCUGCAGGCACUUCACAGGCUGUCCCUGGCCAAUGCAGACCACACCACCCUACUGCUGAACUGCUACACCAAGCUGAAGGACAGUUCCAAGCUGGAAGAGUUUAUUAAGAGCAGUGAGAGUGAAGUCCACUUUGAUGUAGAGAUUGCCAUCAAGGUGCUGCGCCAGGCUGGAUACCACCACCAUGCUGUCUUCCUGGCCGAGAGACACAUGCACCACGAAUGGUACCUGAAGAUCCAGCUAGAAGACCUCAAGAACUACCAAGAAGCUCUGCGAUACAUUGGUCGGCUGCCCUUUGAGCAGGCAGAGAGCAACAUGAAGCGCUAUGGAAAGACUUUGAUGCACCAUGUUCCUGAGGACACCACACUCUUGCUGAAGGGUCUAUGCACCAACUACCAGCCAAACAGUGACUCCACUGAUGUGGACAGCCUGGAUAGAAGCCUAACCAACAAGGCCAACUCUGAAGAGUUCAUCCCAAUCUUUGCCAACAACCCACGAGAGCUGAGGGCCUUCCUGGAACACAUGAUAAAGGUGGAACCUUUCUCUACUCAAGGCGUGUACGACACCCUGCUAGAGCUUCGACUGCAAGACUGGGCUCAUGAACAGGACCCUGAGAGGAAGAAAGUUCUCCAGGGGGCAGCUCUGUCUUUGCUGAGGAGUGACAACACUGUGUUUGACAAGGCCUUGGUACUAUGUCAGAUGCACAACUUCAAAGAAGGGGUCCUUUACCUCUAUGAAAAAGGCAAACUCUACCAGCAGAUCAUGCACUACCACAUGCAGAAUGAGGAGUACAGUAAAGUGGUGGAGGCCUGCAAGCGUUUUGGUGACCAGGAGGUGUGCUUGUGGGAGCAGGCGCUGGGCUACUUUGCCCGGAAAGAGGAGGACUGUAAGGAAUACAUAAGCGAAGUCCUGCAGCACAUCGACCAGAACAAUCUGAUGCCUCCGCUACUGGUGGUGCAGACCCUGGCGCACAAUUCUACGGCCACGUUGUCUGUUAUUAAAGACUACCUUAUCAACAAGCUGCAGAGGGAGAGCCAGCAAAUUGAGGACGACGAACGCAAGAUCUGCCAGUACCGCGAGGAGACGGCCCACCUACGCUCCGAGAUCCAGGAGCUGAGGAGCAGUGCAAAGAUCUUCCAGAAAACCAAGUGCAGCAUGUGCAACAGUCCCCUGGAGCUGCCCUCCGUCCACUUCCUGUGCAGCCACUCGUUCCACCAGCACUGCUUUGACAGCUACGCCGAGAGUGACUCAGAGUGUCCCACCUGCACACCGGAAAACCGCAAGGUGAUGGACAUGCUGCGCGCCCAGGACCAGAAACGAGACCUGCACGACCACUUCUCCAGACAAUUACGGUGCUCCAAUGAUGGAUUUUCUGUGGUGGCUGACUACUUUGGCCGCGGGGUGUUCAACAAGCUGACCUUGGUGACAGAUCCCCCUGGUAGCAGAGGAGGAGCUGGGAGCCUGGAUGCAGACCUACAAAGAGACUUCCUCAUCCACACUAAGAGAAAUACCUAACUCUACAUCAAGAAUAGAGUAGGCUUGCUAUCCACCUGUUUUAUCAUUUGCAUUACAUUAUGGUUUUCUGCACUGGUUGAUAAUGAAUAGUGCCAAGCUGCGCACAAUGCUCUAACGGAACAACCUGACUGUAACCUUUGUAGUCCAGGAUAAAGUGUUUUAUUGUAGUUAUGCCCAGAAUUCCAAUUUGCAGAAAUACUGUUCAUUGAACACAGUUAUUUGCACUGUUCUGGGGGGUCAAUUGAGCAACUAUGUUGUGAAAUUCAGGUUAUGCAACACCACAAACAUUUUUUGGAAGAAAUGUCUGUUUCAAAUACUUAACCUCUUAAUGUAAUAACAAUGUAUGUUUUGAGCAUGUCUCUGAUUUGCAACUACAAUGGGUAGUUAUGUAUGUCAUAUUUAUUCAUAUCAUGCCAAUGUCGGGAAUAAAGAAAUAUGGCUUGGUCA
Messenger RNA from Osmerus eperlanus (European smelt), 3271 nucleotides. RefSeq names its product VPS11 core subunit of CORVET and HOPS complexes (gene vps11). The record is from RefSeq and is a predicted model, not a curated record. Gene Ontology annotation, molecular function: protein-macromolecule adaptor activity; protein binding. Bases 41 to 2824 code for a protein of 927 amino acids. Lineage: Eukaryota; Metazoa; Chordata; Actinopteri; Osmeriformes; Osmeridae. The transcript is spliced from 16 exons. Gene Ontology annotation, cellular component: endosome; HOPS complex. Gene Ontology annotation, biological process: vesicle-mediated transport; intracellular protein transport; endosome organization.